UUGUAAAAUGCUGGCUUUGACCAGGCCAGCCACUGAUUCCAGGAGAGCAGGCUUGAUUUUAUGGAGCCUUUCUCCAUGAUUUUUCUACCUUACUGCAACAAUUUGCUUUCUUCUUGUUGCAGAGUGAAAUGAUCUCCUUCUGGGGGUACCCCAGCGAGGAGUAUGACGUGGUGACAGAAGAUGGCUACAUCCUUCAGCUGAACAGGAUUCCUCAUGGGAGGGGAAAUGCUGGGUGCCAAGGUGUGAGACCCGUGGCACUUCUGCAGCAUGGUCUCCUUGGAGAAGGCAGCAGCUGGCUCACCAACUUGCCCAACAGCAGCCUGGGCUUCAUCCUGGCAGAUGCAGGCUACGAUGUCUGGAUAGGAAACAGCAGAGGGAACACCUGGUCCAGGAGACACCAGGUCCUGAUUACCACACAGGAUGAAUUCUGGGCGUUCAGCUUCGAUGAGAUGGCUAAAUACGAUCUGCCAGCCAUGAUCAACUUUAUUGAGCAGAAAACAGGACAGAAACAGCUCUAUUAUAUUGGCCAUUCCCAAGGCACCACCAUAGGUUUUAUAGCCUUUUCCACUAUGCCCCAGCUGGCUCGGAAAAUCAAGGUGUUCUUUGCUCUUUCACCUGUGACCACCGUGAUAUUUUCUCAGAGCCCGUUUAGAAAACUCUCAUUCUUUUCCGACUCUGGGCUUAAGGAGCUGUUUGGCACCAGGGAGUUCCUGCCACACACUGCCCUGGGGGAGCUGGUCCUCUCCAGGUUCUGUGUCUGCUCCAAGAUCUGCAAGCACAUCCUGGCUACAGUUUUCGGGUUUAACUGGAAGAACACAAACAUGAGCCGAUUCGAUGUGUACAUGGGACACACCCCAGCAGGCUCCUCCGUCCAGAACAUCAUCCACUGGCUGCAGGGAGUCCAUGGUGGGGCACUGAGAGCUUUUGAUGGUGGGCACAUGUACAACAGCCUUCACUACAGGCAGGUGAGCUGCUUCCAGUGGCCUUCCCUUUCCCUGCUCUCUUCCCAAGCAUUCCUGCUGUGUCUUCCCUUAAUGCAUUCCUCCCUUCACAAACUGGAAGUUAGGAUCUCUGCCUGCAACAACAGCAUUUUCCAUUCUCAACUUUAUUUUACCGGGGCUCCGUUCUACGAUGUGCAGACCAUGGAGGUGCCCACGGCCAUCUGGAAUGCAGGCCAGGACUGCCUGGCCGACCCCCGGGACACCGCCCUCCUCCUGCCCCAAGUCAAGAACCUGGUGCACCACAAGCUGAUCCCCCACUGGAACCACAUGGAUUUUGUGCUGGGCCUCGAUGCCACCGAGGUUUUGUACCGGGAAAUCCUUGACAUCAUGAAGAAGUAUCCCUAAAGAUGCUUGUUCUACUUGAUAUGAUUUUUUUUUUAGUACUGUCUCUAGAGGAUUUUGAAAUUUCUUUCUGUUUGGACCACAUGAGUAUUGUUGAUUAAAAUGUUCUGCUUUUAACUGGAGCACAGGGUAGGGAGAG
Passer domesticus (house sparrow) is the source of this 1482-nucleotide messenger RNA. RefSeq names its product lipase member K-like. The record is from RefSeq and is a predicted model, not a curated record. NCBI's taxonomy places the organism in Eukaryota, Metazoa, Chordata, Aves, Passeriformes, Passeridae. Gene Ontology annotation, molecular function: hydrolase activity, acting on ester bonds. Gene Ontology annotation, biological process: lipid metabolic process. The coding region runs from base 129 to 1346 and encodes 405 amino acids. The transcript has 8 exons.